AUGGCACUGCUGAUGCUAGCGAGUAGACAUUACACUGCUGAAGAAGUGACAGUUAAUAGGCCUAAACCAGGACGGACCAGUCCAGUGACAGUUAAUAGUGCUAAACCAGAACAGACCAGUCCAGUGACAGUUAAUAGUGCUAAACCAGAACAGACCAGUCCAGUGACAGUUAAUGGGCCUAAACCAGGACGGACCAGUCCAGAGACAGUUAAUAGUCCUAAACCAGGACGGACCAGUCCAGUGACAGUUAAUAGUCAUAAACCAGGACGGACCAGUCCAGUGACAGUUAAUAGUCCUAAACCAGGACGAACCAGUCCAGAGACAGUUAAUAGUCCUAAACCAGGACGGACCAGUCCAGUGACAGUUAAUAGGCCUAAACCAGGACGAACCAGUCCAGAGACAGUUAAUAGUCCUAAACCAGGACGGACCAGUCCAUCCAGUGAAGUCAAUAGUCCCAAACCAGGGCGGACCAGUCCAGUGAAAGUCAAUAGUCCCAAACCAGGACGGACCAACUCAGUGACAGUUAAUAGUCAUAAACCAGGACGGAUCAGUCCAGUGACAGUCAAAAGUCCUAAACCAGAACGGACCAGCCCAGUGACUGUUAAUAGCUCUAAACCAGGACGGACCAACUCAGUGACAGUUAAUAGUCCUAAACCAGGACGGACCAGUCCAGUGAAAGUCAAUAGUCCCAAACCAGGGCGGACCAGUCCAGUGAAAGUCAAUAGUCCCAAACCAGGGCGGACCAGUCCAGUGAAAGUCAAUAGUCCCAAACCAGGACGGACCAACUCAUUGGCAGUUAAUAGUUCUAAACCAGGACGGACCAGUCCAGUGAAAGUCAAUAGUCCUAAACCACGACGGACCAGCCUAGUAAAAGUUAAUAGUCCUAAACCAGGACGGACCAGUUCAGUGACAGUUAAUAGUCCUAUACCAGGAUUGACCAGUCAAGUGACAGUUAAUAGUCCUAAACCAGGACGGACCAGUCCAGUGAAAGUCAAUAGUUCCAAACCAGGGCGGACCAGUCCAGUGAAAGUCAAUAGUCCCAAACCAGGACGGACCAACUCAGUGACAGUUAAUAGUCCUAAACCAGGACGGAACAGUCCAGUGACAGUCAAUAGUCCCAAACCAGAACGGACCAGCCCAGUGACAGUUAAUAGUCCUAAACCAGGACGGACCAGUCCAGUGGCAGUCAAUAGUCCUAAACCAGAACGGACCAGUCCAGUGAAAGUUAAUAGUCCUAAAACAGGACGGACCAGCCCAGUGACAGUUAAUAGUCCUAAACCAGAACGGACCAGUCCAGUGACAGUUAAUAGUUCCAAACCAGGGCGGACCAGUCCAGUGACAGUUAAUAGUCCUAAACCAGGAUGGACCAGUCAAGUGACAGUUAAUAGUCCUAAACCAGGACGGACCAGUCCAGUAAAAGUUAAUAGUCCUAAACGAGAACGGACCAGUCCAGUAAAAGUUAAUAGUCCUAAACGAGAACGGACCAGUCCAGUAAUAGUUAAUAGUCCUAAACGGGAACGGACCAGUCGAGUAAAAGUUAAUAGUCCUAAACGAGAACGGACUUGA
This is a messenger RNA of Saccoglossus kowalevskii, 1566 nucleotides long. Its product is annotated as pollen-specific leucine-rich repeat extensin-like protein 1-like. Lineage: Eukaryota; Metazoa; Hemichordata; Enteropneusta; Harrimaniidae. The record is from RefSeq and is a predicted model, not a curated record.